Molecule: messenger RNA, 4084 nt
Organism: Trematosphaeria pertusa
Lineage: Eukaryota; Fungi; Ascomycota; Dothideomycetes; Pleosporales; Trematosphaeriaceae
Exons: 3
Coding region: 171-3734 (1187 amino acids)
Source: RefSeq, a predicted model, not a curated record
CGACAUCCGCUCUGCACCGCCAACGCCCUCGAGGCUGCCCAGAUCUACUAACACAGGUGCACACGCAAUGCCUAGCUAGCCUGGCACACAUUUCAUCUUUAUCCUGACUGUGUUUACCCCGUCGCCAGCGCGUGUUUUGGCCAGAUCCACCACCGCACCGCACGCCCACCAUGGCUGCCGCACGCAGCAAAGUACCCGCCAUUGGGUCCGCGCAAUGGCUGCUCGACGAGCGACACCAGUCGAAUGACCUUGUGGCGCAAGAGCUGGAAGAUUUCGGCUUCUCUGUGCGCAACGAGCUGGAAUGGCUCAACGAGCAUAUGGGGGACAUCUUCGCCCAAAACGGACAGAAUCACCUGGACGUGUUCAAAACACCCGGAAAGCUACGCGGAAAGACGCCACGUACGGCCCGCAAGAAGCCGGCCGAGCCUCGCCAGCCUCUCGGUGACCUGUUCUCAGCGAACUCGCAGAAGCGACCCAGCCCCGCCGAGCAGAGCCUACGAAACAACCUGCACAAGAACCUCGCAAAGCCGCGGUUCCAAAUCGCCGAGGACACGGAAAAUGCCGCUCCCGCGCAAUCUCCAGACGUGAAGUCACCCGUACCACGGCCCCUCUUCUCGAAAGCACUCGGCACGGGCAAGGAGAACCAGCAGAGUAGUCCAGUCAGGCCAGAGAGCCGGCCGGCCACCAGCCACACCACUGUUCCCGUCCACUUCAGUCCAGUGCAUUCUACACAGGACACGGUCAUGACCCAAGAUGGCGAUGAUGUCUUUUCUCCUCGAGGCACGCAAUCCACCCAGCCUACACAAGCAACGCAGUCAUUCGGGCGCUCCAUUAGCGCCGACGACGAGCGACGCGAUACCGGCGAGUCGUUUGUUUCAGCGAAGGAGGCGUUUGGCAGUAAGAAUGCCUCCCAGGAGAAUCUUCGCCAUGAAUUCAAAGACGACGCAAUGGAUAUCGAUGACGACAGGCCGGACACGUCGCAAUCCGAUGUGCAGGACACCGUUAUCCGGCACGAGCUGAGCUCAGUUCAUGAUGAGACUGCUAUCCAUCACGACAUUCCCGAGUUUCCUCAGCCACCCAGGAUCAUAUCGGAGCAAUACAGCAUUUCUGCCGAUACGCAAGACGCCCUCGACACCGCGAAUCAACGCGCCCACGCACCCGAGCCCAAGAGUAUCUUCGCACCCUCUGAGCCUUUUGCUGGCCCGGUCGAUACGCGAAUCGCUUCGAAUGACGAAGAGCAACACGAUGAUACCGUAGUUCAUCACGAGAUCGACGAUCAGAUGGACAUCGAUGAUGACGUUCGCUCGCCGUCGGAUGGCUCCAGCCCCGUGAAACCGCUUGUUAGGAAGAGUAGUCUCACUUUUGCCUCUCUGCCGGCACGAGAGCCUUUGAUUGCGAAGAAGAGCAUGGGCAAUCGCAUCUCACGCACGAGCCAUGUCGACCAAAGCAAGGUUCGCAGCAGCCAGUUGGGUCGAUUUACUGGAGGCAAGAGCCUUGGAGGCUCUCAACUACCACAAACCGACACUCAUCACCAUGACCCAAUGGACUUGGAAGAGGAACGACCGGAACUCCGGAGAGAGGAAUCCGAGACCACGAAGCUACAUAACAAGACUUCCACGCAACGCCUAUACGAGCGCAUCAACAUGCUCAAGCAGCAGAACGAGGCGCCCAAGCGGAUCAGCCAGAAUGUCAUGUCUUCGCAGCCCUCACAGGCAACGAGCUUUGCCUCUUCCCAUACGAAGGAACUUACUCAGCCGUCGCAGCCAUCCCAGCCGGUACAGGCUUCUCAAUCAGCAUAUCUGCAUCUUCAGGCAGCCCAGCCUGGGAACGAUGAUGAUGACGAUGAUGAUUGGAUAUCGCCAAUCCGGACCACGGCACCGGCACCAAAUCCCGCGCGGCCUCCGUUCAGCAAGAGCUACUCGGCCGACACGCGUCCAGCAGCUGAGCCAAUCCUUCCUAAGCCUAUCUCCGUCUCCAACCCGGAUCUUUCGACAGUCGUGGAGUCAACCACUCCGGCUGGCUCCCCGACUGGUAAGAAAUACAUGGAUGGCCCUCUCAGUGCGUCAAAGGCUAAGUUCUAUUCAGCUCUUCGUGCGGCAAAGGAGAAGAUUAUCGGCUCUAGCGCAACAAGUGCCCAAGUGAAGCUUGAUGCGCUGACUGAAAGCCCGAUGCGACCCAAGCUCAAGGCCCAGUUCUCCACCGAGGACAUCUUCAGCCCGAAGCGCACUGAGAAAGCUAGCCAUACGCUUUUCUCUCAUUUGCGUUCCCCUUCAAAAGAAUCCGACAAAUCCGGAAAAUCGGCAAAGGUCGCCGCAGGACCUGGCAGUCCUAUGAAGGACGAUGGCCGCCGCACACGCAGCUCCUCCGAGCGCGAGAGACAGAAAGAGAAGGAGGCUCGUGAAAAAGAAAUGAAACAGAAGCAACGCGCAGAGGAUCGACUGAAGGAGCUACGGGAGAAAGAGCAAUCCAAGGCUGCUGCGCACUACCAGAAGACCAAAGCCGCAGCUGCAAAGACGCCAGUUGCUAUGUCUUCUCAGCAGAACAUCAGACAGGCGGCGGCAGCGGCGACGAAAACUCCCAUUUCAGUCUCACAUCAGUCGCAGGCUCGACCUGGAAUGACGCGGAUGAAUACCGGGCCUCGGCCACAGGAGCCUGAUUCGGCAGACGAGAUGCCUCCACCGCCUCCCCCGAAGAGUAACCUCCCAACCACCGCGCACAAGCUGAGAGAGCCAAAGAAGCUUCUCAAAGCUUCUAGCAAGGACACUCUGCCGAAGGCAAAGCCUCAGAAGAUCAUGGUCAAUCUCAACAGCAGCCGAUACGGACCUGCUCCUGCAGCCGCGUCGAGAAAUGCUCCUCCAGCGGCCCCUAGCGCCCCAGCACCUGCCACCUCUAGAAUGGGUCCUCCCGCGCCGAAGCCAGCUCCAGCGGCACCCAAAGUUGCUCCAACUGCAAGGCCUGCUUCGGCUUUGUCUUCAAAGUCGGGAACGUCUUCAAAAGCAGCCCCUGUCGCCGCUAAGUCGGCUUCUCGAAUGGGUCGACCACAGCCGCCAAAGGCUGUUGAGAAGCCGGUAGAGAAGCCGAAAGCCCCUGCGCCUCAACCUCGCGCCGACCUCGCGGCUGCUAAGCCCGUGUCCCGCAUGCAGACAGUUCAGGAUGUAAACCGGAUCAUCGUGCCCCCAGUCAACCCUGCUAAGCCCGCCAAACGUCCGUUCCAGCCCGAAAAUGAUGAGCCACUCCAUCGACCAGCCAAGCGCCCAUCGCAGCAGGCGAAGAUGAACCCCAUUACGCCUGCACAUGCUCAAUUCGCAAAGGGCAAGAUUCCCUUCGCCGAGCCAUCUCAACUACGUCAGCCCCCACAGCCGCAGUAUCCUAACGGCGAGGAUAUCAAGCUGCCAGAGAUCAUGACCGACUCUGAAGAUGAGGACUCGGAGAACGAGUUUGAGCAACCUUCGUGGGUGAAUACCCCGAACCUUCGCGAACUCUUGACACAGCAGCAGCUGGUCGAUCCCGAGCAGAUCUUCGGUCCUAUUGCGCCGUUGAAUAUGGAGCAGGUCUUCCCGAAUAAGGAGAGGCACAAACGGUUCCGCGAGCGGACUAGCAGUGCCUAUUGGACGAAUGAUCAGCUUACAGAGGAAGAGAAGCAGAAGGAGCGCGCGGCAAGAGAGCGUAUUGUUAGGGAGGGAGCUUGGACCUAUAAUCCAAGCCCGCGUCCCACUCCUCGCCCCGGUCUCUGACGAGCUCUGGAUACGAACAGGGAUGCGGUUCAUGAUGUAUACGGCGGAUAGCCUAUUAGCUGGGUCUACGGUGUUGGCAAAGGAGACUCAUGGCGUUGACGGCUGAUGAGUAGGAUGAAGGUCUCUGUAUUGAUAUUGUGGGACGGUGUUUAUAUUGCCUCGGCUGCUUUUUGCACCACCGAUGUUAGUACAUGGCGUUAUGGGGGGUUCUGGGAGCGUCGUUCUCCCUCUUGUUACGAUGGCACGGCGUUUAAUAAGUGGUUGCUGCGCCCUAUGCAUAGGGCCGCGACGGAUUGUUUCUGCAUAGCACUGCUUGGUUCAGUAGCAUUGGUUAGAUGCAAAAUGAGGAU